CAGUAAAGAUGAAAAAGAGGGUGGUGCUCGACUUACAGGCAAGCCGUUGUCAAGACAACAUCACAAAGAUUACAGACUUAGAAACAGACAUAAGGAGGAUGACCUUGACAUUCUGCCGAUUGGCCGUCUGGCACGUGACAGUGCUAUAUUUAGAAAGGAAGGAGACAGUGGUGUUAUACCUAGAAACAUUGUCAUGGAACUGCCUGACCAUGCCCCAGUUCUGUGUGAACCUCUCGAGGAUAUCCAUGGUUACGAAGGAUCUCGUGUUGAGAUGUCCUGCAAGUUCACUGGCAAACCAUUGCCAAACAUUCUCUGGACAAAGGAUGGAACAGAUCUUGAAGACUCUGCUAAAUACACGCUGAAAUAUUCCGACAACGUAGCAUCUCUGUUUAUCAACUACCUGGAACCUGACGAUGCUGGUAGAAUCACAUGUAAAGCUUCCAAUGCAUUCGGAUCAGUAAAAACAAGUGCCGACCUAACAAUAGAAGGUAUCCGACAUCGUAGAAAACGUCGUGAAGAAGCAGAAGAAGCUUUGAAAAAGAAAAAGUACCCUAAACAUGAGUAUGACACUAGCAUACAAGAUUUGAAUGUUCCUCCUCAGUUCUUACUUCCAUUGGUUGAUCAGACAAGAAAGUUGGGAGACUCUGUCGAGUUUACUGUCACAGUCACCACAAGACCAGAACCAAGUGUUGAUUGGUACUGCAAUGGUGAGAAGGUUGUUGAAGGUAGCAACUACAGGUUUGAGCACUCCAAGGGCGUAUACCACCUUGUGAUCCUUAGUGUACAAAAGGAACACCAUGGUCAGUGGCGCUGUGUGGCCAUCAACUCGUAUGGACAGUCAUCAUGUUACUGUGACUUCAAGGUCAUAGAAACUGUACCAGAUAACAGCAAGGCUCCUAAGUUUACACGCACACUUGAAGACAUUACAAUACACGAGGGCACUGAGGCUAGACUUGAAUGCAAAGUCGAGGGCUACCCAGCAUGCAAUAUUGAAUGGUACAAAGAGAGAAGGUUGAUCCAUCCUGGCCGACACUUUUCCUUUACAUACGAGAACAAUGUUUGUAUCCUGAGAAUACGAGAAGUGUUUGAGAAUGAUGAGGGAUAUUACAUGUGCAAAGCUGAAAACAAGGCCGGUUCAGCUACUACUGAAGCAAAGGUCAAAGUUCAAGCCGCUGUACCAGAAGAGAAGCCCAUCUUCCCAGGCGAUGCUGGGCGUGGGAUGUUUGCUGCCCCAGGUGAUCUUCCAGAUUACGCUCUCAAAUUCAGUAAAGCCCCAGAUUUCACUGCCAAGUUACAGGAUCGUAAUGUAUUGGAAGGAAGCAAGAUCAGAUUAAUGUGUUCCAUUACAGGAGUACCGAACCCUAAGAUUACAUGGUAUAAGGACAAUGUAGAAAUAUUCACUGGAGAUCGUUACCUAAUCACUAACAACUUUGGUCUACUAGGACUCGAGGUUCUAUCAGCUUCUUUGAAGGACGUUGGUCGUUACACAUGUAAAGCAGUCAAUGCUGUUGGCGAGGCAGAAUGUAGUGCCACUGUCAAAGUUGAAGGCAAGAGGUCACCCUCACCAAAACGAAAGGAGAUAACUCAGCGACCUUGGUUUGUUAGAAUGCCUCGUGAUGUAACAGUCAAUGAAGGACAAGAUGCUACAUUUACAUGUAAAGUUGGCGGCAAACCUGAACCUACCAUUAAAUGGCAAAAGGACUUGUUUGAUAUCACAGAUGGUAGACGAUUUGAUAUCAAUAUUAGCAGUGACGGAGAGGUGGAACUAACCAUUAGAAAAGUGACAUCUAGUGACGAGGGACUUUACUAUUGCCUUGCACAGAGCAGCGCUGGUCGCAGCAAGUGCUCCGCUGCUCUCAGAGUUAUUGCCAGAACAAAGACCCCACCAAAACCAAGACCUUCAAUCUAUGAAGAAAUGGCAGCCGAGAAAGCCCGCGCAUCACAAGAAGCACGUAGAGCUUUACCAGGUGACCUUCCAAAAUUCAAGGUCAAACUUCCCAAGGUCAUUGAGCUUGAGGAGGGUGAUAGAUUGAGGUUAGAAGUACGGGCUGACGGAACACCAAAUCCACUUGUAACAUGGCAUAGAGGAUUAUGUACAUUUCUAUUUUUAGUAACAUGGCAUAGAGGAUUAAGAGACCUGUCACAUGACAUGAGAUGUAGGAUCUCGUCCUAUCAGCACACAGACAUCAUGGAAAUACGUGAAGUCAUGGUAACAGACUCCGGAGAAUAUGUUGCCAGGGCAACCAACUCGCACGGUUCAGUGGACACAAUCUGUAUUGUGAAAGUUAAGAGGAGAAGUCCACGAAGAGAUGAUGAUGAUCUUGCUGCCUUACAAACAGCUGGAGCUGAGGCUGGAGGUCCUGAGGAAGGAUUUGCUCCAUUCUUCAUGAAGCCAUUACCACCCUCUAUUGACGUCAUGGAAGGAUUCAACAUUCAGAUGGACUGUAUUAUUGAAUCAAGUAUUGAAAUGGUUCAACAUAAAAGCUCAAACAUUCGUGACAUGCAACGAGAAUUCUCAAGUCGCGGAUUUGAAGGCCGUUAUUUCAAAAUGGAGUCCACAGAACUGCCGAUGGGUCGCAGAGGUCAGAGAGAGGUUCAAAUGGAAGCCCCAGACUUCGUAACUAGACCGCAAGAUGUGGAAGUUGAGCUUGGCGGAAGUGCCGAGUUUACUUGCGAAGUCUCCGGAAAACCUGAUCCAGAAGUAUUAUGGUUGAAAAAUGGCCGACCUGUCCAGGAAUCCUCGAACAUCAGACUCACAUCAGAUGGUAAUAGAUAUAGGUUGAGAAUUCGCUCUGUUACUGAGAGCGAUGCCGGAAACUACAUCUGCACGGCCUCUUCUGAUGCCGGUAUGAAAUCUUGCCAAGCCACAUUGAAAAUAAAAGCUGCCUCUGAAGCAGACACAGCAAAAUUUGUCCUUGAACUUGACCCAGAGGUCAAUGUCAAAUCAGGAGCCUCUACCAAGAUCAAAUGUCAAGUCAGUGGAGAGGUCAAAUCAGUAGAGUGGAAGAAAAAUGGAGAAAAGAUUGAAGACUCAGACAAAGUGAAGAUGAGCCAGGAAACAGAUGGCACUCUGACCAUUGACCUAUUCAAUCUUAAACCAGCAGAUUCUGGAGAAUAUUCAUGUUCUGUUUCCAUGGUAUCUGGAGAGAACUUGACAACAAAGGGAAAGAUAAUUGUCAAUGAUUCAAAUGGAGAGAAAAAUGGUGCGCCAGUUUUCACAAAACCCCUAAAGGACCUUAACGUCCAUGAUGGAGAUAAGGUGACCCUCGAAUGUGAAGUAACUGGCACCCCACGUCCUCAGAUCUCCUGGUUUAAAGGCAACAAAGAAGUUCUAGAUUCCCAGGAUUUUCAAAUCACAUCAAUUGGUAACAAAUGCUGUUUAGAGUUUCUGGACAUUUUCCCUGAAGAUGAAGGCCGUUACUUCUGUAAGGCGAGUAACUCAGCAGGGGAGGCAACUACAUCCUGUGUCCUGAUGGUAGAUGAUGAUCUGUCAUUCACACUUGAUUCGUCCAUUGGUUCUUCCUACUCUUCUCUCUAUCCCGUCCCGCGUGGUGGAAGUAGAAGCAGAAGUAUAGAUGAAGGUUCUGGAUCUGUUGAAUUCCAUGUGGACCCAAAUACAAAGAAGUUGGUUAACUCUGUUCUAAGUGCCCAAGAGAAAGAAAAAUCUCCCGAGUUUGUCUCGAAACCCAAACGUCAGUUUGUCAAUGAAGGCGAGACUGCCAAGUUCAAGGUCCAGAUUGAAGGAUCAUCGUUACUCACCUGGAGCCUAAAUGGAAAAACUUUGACCAAUGGUGACAAAUACAAGAUCUACACUGAAAAAGAUGUCCAUAUUCUUGAAGUGUCUAAAGUGUCACAAGAUGACCAGGGCUCCUAUGAUUGUAAGAUUGAGAACACAGCAGGGGCUGCAACUGCUUCUGCUGAGCUGGAAGUUUUUGUGCGGCCAAAAUCUAAGACAGGUAAAUCAUCAAUGUUUGUUUCCCCGACGGUGGACAUCCCCUUAGAAGACACAGAGUUUGCCGACAAGGAGAAAAAUGCUACCCUUAUUUGCAAGUUUCACAAUGGAAUUGAUGGAACAGCCAAGUGGUACAAAGAUGGCCGUGAAAUAAACAAUUGGCAAGCCAAGUCAACUUUUGACGGACGUACUGCCAAACUUGUUCUUAAAGAAGCCACAAAACGUAACUGUGGAGUUUACGAGUGUAUUGUAACAAAUAGUGGCGGAGAAGCCAAAACAAAAGCUCUUGUGUCAUUACUAGACCCAAGCGUGAAACCCACAGCUCCAAAGUUUACUCUGACCCUGAAUGACCAAGCCAUAGAGACCGGAGAGAAACUUGUACUUGAGACUCAAGUCACAGGGACACCAAGACCAUCUCUCAAGUGGUACAAAGACAACAAAGAACUGGGUUCCUCUCAAGACAUCCGUAUGGAAUUUAAGGAGGGCAAAGGUCGACUCAUUAUAGAUAACCUUGACCUUACAGAAGGGUCAAAGUUCAGCUGUGUUGCUAAAAAUAUAGCAGGAGAGGACCAAACCAUGGCAUCUGUCAAUUUUUCAGGAUCGGCUGAAGCUAGAGAACCCCCCAUAUUUACAAAGGAAUUACAAGACAUGGAAGUUUCUGACGGGGACAGGGUCGAAAUGAGCGUGGAGGUCAAAGGUACCCCACCCAUAGAUAUAGUGUGGGUUCAUAAUAAUCGUGAAAUCCCACCCCUAGAUCCAGUAUGCCGCAUGAUAACAAAAGGAAACACGCACAUGCUCGUUAUACCAGAAGUAUUUCCGGAAGAUGCCGGAGAAUAUGUUUGUGAAGCGUAUAAUGAUUACGGUGACACGGACACAUUUUGUCGUCUAAAUGUGCAUGAAGAAAGAGACGCGGUCCAGAACAUAUCGCAGAAAGCACCGGAAUUUAUCGUAGCUCCGAGGAAUGUACAUGUUGAAGAAGGAGCUAAUAUUACAUUAAGCUGUCACGUCAAUGGAAAUCCUCCCCCAUCUGUUCAAUGGUCACGAGGUCGACAGAUACUGAGACACGGAACAAAGUACAAGAUCAGUAGCAUUGGAGAAGAACAUUUUCUGGACAUCAGCUCUGCUAACGUAGAAGAUAUUGGACCGUACACAUGUACACUGUGUAACCCUACUGGAACAAUCAGCGCUAACUGUCACAUUUCCGUCGGUGACGUUCCCACUCAACCAACUCAACAUAGUCAAAGGUCUCAUAAAAUUAGGAUACACAGAGACCAUUCAUCAAAAUAUAACGGGACUGAAUCCGAGAGUUCCGAUGUAUCGUCACUAGAUAGUGAACAUUUUCAAGCACAUUUGGCUGUUAAAGCUAAAACUGUACCUAUUCAUCGUACACAGUUAAAUUUUCAAACAAAUGGUGAACAGUUCAAUAUUGAACAGUCUAAUUUUACAAAAAGUGAAGUGUUCCAUGGUACACAGUCUGCUUUAAAAAGAAACAGUGAACCAUUCCAUGUUGAACAGUCAGUGAAUGAAACUGUACUGGAAAGGCAAGUCAGUGCGCCAGUCAAAAGAAAUCCAGUAGAGGUAAAUAUAGUGAACACAAGUUCAAAUGAAAUUAACUCAAACUCAUGCAGAGAAAAACCAUUAAAAAGGUUUGAAAAUAGAGAGACAAAUAUUGCCAGUAAAUUUAUCCAGUCAGUAAAUGUUAAGCAAUCAAAUGGUUCUCAGUUUAGUUUACCUAUUCCAAAAAGUCCAGAAAAACGUAGAGAACCAGUCAUUGAAAAGAAAGGGGGAGUCAGUCAAGUUGAUUUCCGUGGAGUACUGAAACAGUCAACUAAAGAUUCCAGUAUUAGAGACAUUAAUGGACAGUCUAGAAAGCAUGUGAAUGACACAGUUGAAAAGAAAAAUCCUGAAUCAGGCAAUCUUCAACAAAAACUGUCUCGAACGCGACAACUUUUUGAAAAGGAUUUAAGCACAUCAGUGCCAAAAUCUCAUCAUUCAGUGAAAACACCAGAAAGUGUCAGUAAAGGACUAAAGGUGAAUCAAGCCUUGAAAAAAUUUGAAGAAAACACAGCAGGUGUACAGUCAGAUUAUAGAAAUAUACUAAAACCAAGAAAAGAUCAUACUGAAGUGCAUUUAGCAGACAAAACUAAAAUUAUAGAGAAACCAACUGAACAAUCAGUUUCACAAUUAGAUUUCAGAAAUGUUCUUAAGAAGAAAACUGAAACAAAAUCUGUUCCUGAAAGUAAUGAAUACAGAAAAGUGAAAUCAGAAUUCAGAACAGAUCAUUUGAGUGAUAGUAGUUUUGAAAAGAAAAGCCUUCAGAAACAGCGGGCUGAAUUAGUUGUCAAUGUAAGAAAAAAAAGUAUCGAUAAAAUUGUUACUACACCAAAACAGAAGAAAGAAUUUGAAAUACCAACUCCAAAACAGAAAAAGGCAUUUGAUUUACCUGUUAGACCUUCUCAGGAUAUACAUGCUAAAAAGGAUUUAAAAGGAUCACAUAAAUCUGAAGUGGAAUUACCAGUAGUGAAACCAAAAACUGUAAAAUCUGAACCUCAACUUGUUGAGUUCAGAAGUGUUCUUACUAGACCAGAAAGACAAAAUUCUAAAGAAUCUGUUGGUGACAUUAUAAAACCAGUUGCCAGGAGACUGUCACAGUCUAAACCAUUGGCAAUGGAUAUAAAACCAGAAAUAAAAGAGAAAUUGGAGAACCAGUCAGUUGAUUAUGGGAGCGAAGUAGUGUUACAAUGUCAGGUCACCGGAUCACCGAAACCAGAAUUAAGCUGGUCCAUAAAUGAUAAAGAAAUUAAGCAAUCCAAAUUUUUCCGAAUGUCAUACAAUGAUGAUCAAGCCAAGUUGGUAAUUGCCGAGGCAUUCUCCGAGGAUGAAGGGGAAUAUACAUGUACAGCUCAAAAUACAGCCGGAGUGGCAAUAACAUCGUGCAAUCUUACAAUAGAAGAUCGUCCAGGGACACCAGAGAAUACAACAGAUACAAUAGAAGAACCAUUUUCUCCAACUGCUACCCGGCCUAAAAUAUACAACAUAUGUCCAGCUGAGUUUUGUAUACUACGAGGAGGUACCAUUGAGUUUAAAGCCUCAUACACUUCAGUACCACCUGGGACUGUCACAUGGUCUCGUGGAAAACAAGACUUAAAACAAGAUGCAAGGAUGAAAAUUGAGACCACAGAUUGUUUUAGUACAUUAACAAUUGUUGACAUUGAGCCGGAGGAUUCUGGGAGAUUUAACAUUAAAGUGGAAAAUAAACUUGGAUCUGACGAGGCAUUUGCUUCACUAUCUGUUGAAGAAAGUGCCAACACCACAUAUAGAGUAGAGAAAUUACAGGCCCAUACUCCAUACUUUUUUAGAGUGUUUGCCGAGAAUAAACACGGCCUAAGUAAACCAUGUUUGACCCCAGAUGUCACGGUAACCAGUGACAGACGACCUUCAGCAUUAUUGAGGUUACCAAGUACAGAAUCAGAUGAUGUAUUUACGCACGAGAAUUCCGAGUUGUUUACACCAAUGUCUGAGUAUGGUCUUGUUUCACCAUUAUCACCAGCAAAAGCAGAAAAGAAGUUGUCAGAUGAAGUAUCAUUUGAACAUAGAGAAGUGACAGUUCUAGCGGGCCGGGUGUUUGAAAAUUUCUACAACUGUUUACAGGAAGUUGGAAAAGGUAAAUUUGGAAGUGUUUACAAAUGUGAAGAGAAGUCAUCUGGGAAAAUUUGGGCAGCAAAAAUCAUCAAAUGUCGAGAAAAUGAAAAGAAGAAACUACAUCUAGAAGUGGAGAUCAUGAACAAAUUGAAACAUCCAAAGAUUCUCCAGUUAUGGGACGUAUUUGAUGCUCCGAGAAAAAUGAUCCUUGUAAUGGAAUAUAUCGGUGGUGGGGAAUUAUUUGAGCGUGUAAUUGAUGAUGACUUUGAGCUCACUGAACGAGACUGCAUCCAGUUUAUGCGACAGAUAUGUGACGCAGUCCACUACAUGCACGGUCGAAAUAUUCUUCACCUUGACCUUAAACCGGAAAACAUCUUAUGUAUCAAAAAUGAAAGUAACAAAGUCAAAAUCAUCGACUUUGGUUUAGCAAGGUAUUAUAACAAAGGUGAAAGUGUGAGAGUAAUGUUUGGAACACCAGAGUUUAUUGCACCGGAGGUUGUCAACUAUGAUGAAAUAGGAUUUACAACAGAUAUGUGGAGUAUAGGGGUCAUCUGUUACGUUUUAUUAACUGGAUUGUCUCCCUUUAUGGGUGAUUCCGAUGCAGAAACCCUCUCUAAUGUAACACAGGGAGAAUUUGAUUUUGAGGAAGAGGAAUUUGAUAGUGUAUCAAAUGAUGGGAAACAUUUUAUUGAGAGCUUACUUGUUAAACAGAAAAAGAACAGAAUGACCAGCUUGCAAGCCCUUGAACAUGCUUGGCUCGCAAAUGAUGCUGCCCGCUUGAAAAAUCACAGAAUUAAUACAAAAAAUCUUAAGAAAUUCAUGGCCCGCAGAAAAUGGCAGAAAACUGGCAAUGCUAUCCGUGCUUUGGGUCGCAUGAGGAACUCUCUUCAGAAAUUGAUGAAGACGGGUACCAGUACUGGUUCUCCAGGUGCUGAUAGUUUGUCGUCUGCUUCUGGUGUGGGGUCGUCUAGUUCAAAUAGUAGUAUAUCAUCCAUGGGCUCUCAAAAUGCCAUCUCUGAUGUCAUAAAUGCUUCCACUCCAUUAAAGGUCAUCCCUGAUGAAGACAUUGUAACAACCAAUCAAAAUGGUGGAAAAACCGCUGAAUCAUCAUCAAAUUUCAAUCAAAAACAUACAUCCAGUUGGAAUACAACUGAAAUCAAAGAAAAGAAUUCAGAUGUGAAUGGACAUGGCGUGGAUAUAAACUUGAAUUUAACUAAUGAAAAAAGCAAAUCUGCCUUUGUAAGUUGUAACAGUAACAACAGUGAAAAAAGUGUUGAAAAUACAUUGAAUCCUGUGAAUGUGUGCAACGAUUGUCAAACUACUGCUUCAUCCAAUCAAAAUGCAGUAGAGGAUUCUAGGACAAAACAUCUUCCGGUAUUUAAGAAGGAAAUGGUAGACUCUAAAGCAUUUCCGGGAGAUGUCGUUAGGUUUGACGUUGAAUUUAUCGCAGACAAAAAUACAAACGUUUCUUGGUAUUUUGAAGAUGAACUUUUGAUAGAAGAUAUAAACCAUUGUGUUCAACAAUCAGGCAAUGGUGUAUGCUCAUUGAUAAUAAAAAAUGUCUGCGAAGACGAUGACGGUGAAUAUAUGUGUAAGAUCAUGAACAGUUCCGGAGAAGAAACAUGCUCGGCGGAACUUAUUGUUUAUGGCGCAUUGUGAUUGUUUACCAUUCUGAAAUUUGAUUUUUUAAUGUGCCAUGUAAAUGUUUUAAGCUAAAUCUUAUUUGGAAUUCGUUAAUUGAAUCAUACGCUGGUUCAAAUUAACUUGAGUUCAUGAAAUCAUUUUUUUCAAACAUCAUAAGAGAGCGCGAUUGAGAUAACACAUUUUACAUUACUUGGUACAUUCUUGUACCAUUGAUAGGUGUCAUUAGAUCCAGACCGAACUCUAUCAAGGUCUGUUGAUCCACCUGAGCAUUUAUUUUCAACCAAUCAAAGUACCAGUCCAGUAUUUACUGCUGACUGAUUUAUUGUAACCAAUCAAAAAUCAGUCCAGUAUUUUAAAACUGUUGACUGUUACAUUUCAACCAAUCAAAAUUCAGUCCAGUCUUAACUGUUGACUGACUCAUGACAACCAAUCAAAGUGCGACAAACACGACUUGUGACCUUAUAACCUUAGCUCAAUGCCUCUUAGAUAUUAGUCAUUAGUUAAAAAUAAAAUAUGACAACAACAUUAAAGUUUAAAACAACAAAUUACAGAAAUAACAUUUACUGUAUUUAUAUGAUUACAGAAAAACAUUUACUGUUUUUACAUGAAUAUCAUAACUUACUUAUAAUUAUAUUUGAUGAAUUUGUUUUAUUAUCCAUCUUGAAUUAUGGAAGAAAGUUUGAGAUUUUGUUAAGAACUGUAAAGAAGCUUUGUUUAUUGUUAAGGAGUUGAAAGUUUAUUAUAAUUAUAAAACUUUGAUGUUAGUUAUCGUAUAAUAAGUUUGUGAACAGUGUAUGAUUUAUUAUAAAGUUUUAUUUCUCUCUGCGAUGCUUGUAAAAUCCAUUUAUUUCUGUUUGAAUUCUUACUUGACCCUACAUGUUCAUGAUUUUGUAGUUAUAUCCGCAAACCAGACAACCCAAGUUUCAUGUACAUGUAUGCUCGUGAAAAUUCAUUUUUCGUAUUUCGACCCUCGGAUAACCCUGACAAGCAUUUCACAGACAAAUGAAUUCAGCUGAAAAAAAUGUGCAAUUUUUUUUUGUUUAAAAUAUAUAUUUUUCAUGUUUGUAGAUAUUUUUUUAUUUUUUUUUUUAUUUCUUACUGUUAAUUGUUAUUAACUUAUAAAAAUUUAUAUGCAAAAGUAGUUGUAGAUAUUUUCAGAGUCUGUUAUAAGAUUUUUUUACGUAACAAUAGUAUUCUGUAUAUAGUGUAAUGGAAGUAUUUAUUAAUAUAAUUUCUUUUUUUUAUUAAGAUAAAGGAAAGAUUAAAACCAGCAUUGUAUUGUAUUAAAACAAAAUGACAUCAUUUUGUGAUAUAACAUUUUAAGUAUUACAUUGUGAUAAUAUGUUAACUUAUAUUAUGUAGUGAUUUGUAGAUUAACUUUAACAUGAAGUUAUGUUUAUUAACAUAUAAAAUCAGCUGCAUACACUGUCCUUGAACUUUGACCCAAUAAAAUUAGAUAAAAAUA
This is a messenger RNA of Ruditapes philippinarum (Manila clam), 10703 nucleotides long. RefSeq names its product myosin light chain kinase, smooth muscle-like. NCBI's taxonomy places the organism in Eukaryota, Metazoa, Mollusca, Bivalvia, Venerida, Veneridae. Gene Ontology annotation, molecular function: protein kinase activity; ATP binding; protein binding. Gene Ontology annotation, biological process: protein phosphorylation. The transcript has 50 exons. The record is from RefSeq and is a predicted model, not a curated record. Bases 194 to 9253 code for a protein of 3019 amino acids.